This is a messenger RNA of Manis javanica (Malayan pangolin), 1693 nucleotides long. RefSeq names its product ArfGAP with dual PH domains 2 (gene ADAP2). Gene Ontology annotation, cellular component: intracellular membrane-bounded organelle; cytoplasm; plasma membrane. Gene Ontology annotation, biological process: heart development; positive regulation of GTPase activity. Gene Ontology annotation, molecular function: phosphatidylinositol-3,4,5-trisphosphate binding; GTPase activator activity; phosphatidylinositol bisphosphate binding. The record is from RefSeq and is a predicted model, not a curated record. Lineage: Eukaryota; Metazoa; Chordata; Mammalia; Pholidota; Manidae.
GGCGCCGGGCUCGGUCCCUCUCCGUCUGCGCAGCGAGCGCACGCGCCUUGGGCGCCCGCGGGCCGGGGGGCGGCCGGGCUGAGCCCCGCUGAGCCCUCCGGCCGGCUGGCCAUGGGCGACCGCGAGCGCAACAAGAAGCGGCUGCUGGAGCUGCUGCAGGCGGCGGGCACAGGCAACGCGCUCUGCGCCGACUGCGGAGCGGCGGAUCCGGACUGGGCCUCUUACAAACUGGGCAUCUUCAUCUGUCUGAACUGCUCCGGCGUCCACCGCAACUUCCCAGACAUCAGCAAAGUUAAAUCCGUGAAGCUUGACUUCUGGGACGACAGUAUUGUGGAGUUUAUGACCCACAACGGGAACCUCCGUGUGAAAGCCAAGUACGAAGCCAGAGUCCCUGCAUUCUACUAUAUCCCCCAAGCCAACGACUGCAUGGUUUUAAAGGAACAAUGGAUUCGAGCUAAGUAUGAAAGACAGGAAUUUAUGGCUGAUGGGAAAUCCAUCUCACCUCCAGGUAACCGAGAAGGGUUCCUGUGGAAGCGGGGAAGGGACAACGCACAGUUUCUGAGAAGGAAGUUUGUCCUCCUGGCAAGAGAAGGCCUCCUGAAGUACUACACUAAAGAAGAGGGUAAAGGCCCCAAAUCUGUCAUCAGCAUCAAGGACUUGAAUGCCACCUUCCAAACAGAGAAGAUAGGGAACCCCCACGGGCUGCAGAUCACCUACAGGAAAGAGGGCCACCUCAGGAACCUGUUUGUGUAUCACGAGAGUGGGAAGGAGAUAGUGGACUGGUUCAAUGCCCUCCGUGCAGCCCGUCUGCAGUACCUAAAAAUGGCCUUUCCUGAGCAACCAGAGUCUGAGCUCGCGCCUCUCAUCACCAGGAACUACCUCAAACAAGGCUUCAUGGAGAAGACUGGCCCAAGGCAGAGAGAACCUUUCAAGAAAAGAUGGUUUGCCUUGGAUCCCCAGGAGCGGAGGCUGCUCUAUUACAAGAACCCACUGGAUGCCUUUGAACAGGGCCAGGUCUUUCUCGGGAGCAAUGAACAGGGGUAUGAGGUAUAUGAAGACCUGCCCAAGGGCACCCGAGGGAAUCGCUGGAAGGCCGGCCUCACCAUCGUCACCCCUCAGCGGAGAUUCAUCUUCACCUGCCCCAGCGAGAAAGAGCAGCGGGAAUGGCUGGAGAGUUUUCAGGAUGUCCUUUCCCGCCCCUUAACACCCCUCAACCUCCUCACUGCCGCAACAGAGAGUGACCGCAGCAACAGGUGACCCACUGGCCGAGAAGCCGGCUGGCCACUGGCCACCUGGAGCUCCUGGUGGGGAGGAGAAGUUCUCACCUCGGCCUGGGUUGCCCAGCAGGAGGGCCCUGCAGAUGGCAGCCAAGACCUGAUGGCUCCUAGAUCUCCCCAGUGCCAGCCCUAGGGGUCUUGGGGACCUGGCACAUGUCCUUAAGGCCCAGGACAUCUGAAAUGAGGGAACUGGAAUGGAUCCGUACCCACAGCAUUACACAAGUUGUAUGCUUGCUCCAGAAAAAAAAAAAAUUUAAUCUGAAUCUAACUGUGAAGAAACAAUCAGACAAAUCCAUAUCAGGACCAUUCUACAAAACAGCUGACCCGGGCUCUUCAAAACUGUCAAUAUCAUGAAAGCUAAAGCAGUGUGCAAACUGUUCCAGAUUAAAGGAGAUUAAAGAAGCAACAAAAUAUAA